AUCAGGAAGAUUUAGGGUUCAGAAACCAAAACAACUGUAUUUCUUUGAAGAAGAAAAAAACUGCUUACAAUGAGAGCUACAGCUGUAGCUGCUAAAGCCACCGGAAUUGCAACAGAAGUGAUCUUAUCAUAUGGUCCUUUAAGAUAAGUAGGCUUGUUUUUUAUGCUCUGGAAGUAUUUCUGCUUCUCUAUAAUCUUCUCCCUCGGCCUAAAUGGUGCUUCUACUCCCUCAGCGGCCAUUUCCACAGUACUGAUCUUCUAGAAUUUCUAGUGCUAAAAUUGUUCUUCUGCAUGAGAUAAACUAGUCCAGGCACCUUAUCAUAUAAACUUCUUUUCAUUUUCUUCUUCUCUCUGGAAUUUCAGAGAACCUUCUGGGAAUAAUGCUUCACCUGUCUGAUUGGCUGGUUCUGGAAGUUGCAGGAGAUGAAAACGACAAACUGUUAAAGGCAAACGUGUUUGGGAUAGGGGACACCAACAAAGGUAGCCCAUACCAAAAUCCGGUGUGCAUUUAACCUGUUUAGGGUUCCUGCUGUACUGAAUUUAUAAGGAGGUUUGGGUUAUUGGUAACUGUACUGUCUAUCAAUGAGGGAAACAAGAAGCUGUGAUGAAUGCGGCUGUACAGAGUUUGAUGGUGCUGAUGAUGGUUAUUGGUAAGGAUUCAGAUAUGCAGAAAAAAGGCAAUGGUGAUGGCAAAUUUCGUCUGCCGCGGUGGCGGGAUAGAGAUGAACCUCAUAACUCAGCUGGGGAAAGACUGGUUUUGAUUUGGUUGAGAAAUUUGAGAAAAAAGAUUCCGCUGUCUUCGUGUUUACCGAUUUGUUUUCUGGUUUGUCAUGUUGCUAGAGAGCCAAUCUUGCCAACAGAUAUAGUGGAGGGAAAGCUUCCAUAUCUGAAUGCAUUUGUCAGGAUCAGUGAAAUGCUUGCAGAGCAAUCGGGGAGAUGCCCGUUAAGUGCAGAUUUGAUGUUUAGGCCUUUUCGGAACUGGAAGUCUGAUGAUACUCAUACUGCAGAACUUCUUGGAAGUCUUGAAAUGGCGUAUGAGAAAAUCCGCGACGCACGGGAAAGUUCGGUGAACUUAUCAUCAUACCUCAUAUUGUGCAAGGAUGUUGUCUUUGCAGGAGCAGCAGUAGACAUUCAAGAGAAGAAUAGGACUGAAGACUGUUGGAAUUAUUAUGAAAAGCAAGGGGAUUUUAAAUGCUGCACUGGUAAGAGCAGCGCAGGAGAACCAGGACCUGCACAGGAUGAUGCUUCUGUUAAAGAUAGAUCAUUAAACCGGUUGAAAUCAAACAUGGAGGAAAAUGGGUUCAUUUACGUUCCUCCAAGGGAUCAGGUCAAGAAUGUCGAUUAUCUGAACCAUGCGACAAAGAACAACAAUGGGGCAAGAUCUUUUGCAGCUCAUGCAGACUACUACAUACUUCUUCAAGUUUGUGCUCUUGUUGCUGAGGCUGAAGUUCAGUAUAUGCACAAGGCUACAUUGAAGUUUGAGAAGCAGCUUGCGUGGUUAGAAAAGAAUAUCGACCAAACCUUGAAACUGAAGUCCCCAAAACCUUCUGCAAAUCUAGGUGAGGUAUCAUCAGAAGAUGAUGGCGAGGCCAUUGAACUUUGGAACGACGAGCGUAAUGCAGUUGAGGAAUCACAACAAUACAUGGAUAUGGAUGAUUCUCUUGAUUUUUCGAAUUACAAGUUCAGACUUUAAUUUGUGCCUAGAUCAACUACAUGGCGAAAUU
Papaver somniferum (opium poppy) is the source of this 1723-nucleotide messenger RNA. Its product is annotated as TATA box-binding protein-associated factor RNA polymerase I subunit B-like. The record is from RefSeq and is a predicted model, not a curated record. The coding region runs from base 604 to 1692 and encodes 362 amino acids. Gene Ontology annotation, cellular component: RNA polymerase transcription factor SL1 complex; RNA polymerase I core factor complex. NCBI's taxonomy places the organism in Eukaryota, Viridiplantae, Streptophyta, Magnoliopsida, Ranunculales, Papaveraceae. Gene Ontology annotation, biological process: RNA polymerase I preinitiation complex assembly; nucleolar large rRNA transcription by RNA polymerase I. Gene Ontology annotation, molecular function: RNA polymerase I core promoter sequence-specific DNA binding. The transcript is spliced from 2 exons.